Molecule: messenger RNA, 1728 nt
Organism: Penicillium longicatenatum
Lineage: Eukaryota; Fungi; Ascomycota; Eurotiomycetes; Eurotiales; Aspergillaceae
Product: CorA family magnesium transporter
Exons: 3
Coding region: 1-1728 (575 amino acids)
Biological process (GO): mitochondrial magnesium ion transmembrane transport
Cellular component (GO): mitochondrial inner membrane
Molecular function (GO): magnesium ion transmembrane transporter activity
Source: RefSeq, a predicted model, not a curated record
AUGCUGUCUCCGAUGAAGCCGUCUGCUCCGUCGGCAUCACUGCUGCGGUUCUUGCACUCACAGUCCCGCUCCGUGACCAGUCUGUCGGCAUGCGCUCCCACAAAACGUGCCUCGAGUCAUAACACCCUCACAUUAGGAUCAUUGCGAAGAUCCUCGGCUUGGAUUCGCCCUGACAAGUCACGAUGUGCUGCUACGCUCAACACAAGGCUCUCGAUCACGUCAUCCAGACCGAAGGCUGAGAUAUCCCCGCGCACGCUUGAACAAUUAAUCAUUACUCGGCCUGCCUCCACGGCCCGUCGGCCGUUCCUCAAACGCCUUUUCGAUCUCCGGAAAAGCAAGACUGCCGAGUAUAAGAACACUCAGAACGGACCCGCUUGGAUUGAUGAAGGCACAGAUGGAAUAUUCAACAUUGGGCGUGGAUUGGCCGCUAAGGCCUCGAACGAGUUGCGGAUUCGAUGUACGGAGUUUGACAAUAAUGGUAAUGUCACGCUCGUGAAUGGAGAGUUCCGGAAAUUGGAACUGAUUGCCAAGUACGGCCUUCUUCCUCGAGACCUGCGCAAAAUCGAUUCUUCCACCCUACCCCAUAUACUUGUCCGACCAAGCGCCAUUCUAAUCAACCUUUUGCAUUUACGAGUCCUCAUCAAAGCCGAUCGUGUCCUUGUGUUUGAUGCCUAUGGAUCGACCGAUUCGUACAUGCAGUCCCUUUUCAUUUAUGAUCUGGAAGGGAAACUACGUCAAAAGACAUCGCAGGUUGCGCAGGCUGGUCCGGCUUUGCCUUACGAACUUCGCGCUUUGGAAGCUGUGCUCAUUAGCGUCACAACUGGCCUGGAAGAGGAGUUCAAUGGUGUGAGAGAUCCUGUCGUGCGGGUACUGAGAGCGCUCGAGGAGGACAUUGAUCGUGAUAAACUCCGGCAUCUCCUGAUCUACUCGAAGAAGCUCGGUACCUUUGAACAGAAAGCUCGGUUAGUCCGAGAUGCUAUUGACGAUCUUCUUGAAGCGGACGAUGAUCUCGCUGCCAUGUACCUUAGCGAAAGGGCGAAGGGCAAAGAACGAGAUGAGGAUGAUCACCAGGAAGUGGAAAUGUUGCUGGAGUCAUAUCACAAGGUUUGUGAUGAAAUCGUCCAGGCCAGCGGUAACUUGGUGACCAACAUCCGCAAUACUGAAGAAGUGGUCAAAGCCAUUCUCGACGCGAACCGCAACUCCCUUAUGCUCCUCGAUCUUAAAUUCAGCAUCGGCACCCUGUCCCUCGCCGCAGGAACAUUAUUCUCCGCUCUUUACGGAAUGAACUUGAAGAACUUCAUUGAAGAAUCCGACUUUGGCUUUGGCGGUGUCUCUGUUAUCUGCUUCGCCCUCACUGCAAUUGUCAGUGUCUAUGGUCUUGCUAAACUACGCAAACUCCAGCGUGUCCGCAUGUGGGGUGAAUCUGGCGUUGGAAGCACUUCUUUGAGCCCGUUGACAACGAGGUGCGGUGCAGUUGGGCAGCGCGCUAAUUGGCGCGCUGAUUCCAUCGAACCUGUUUGGGGUAGUCUCCCUGGCGAGGCACGAUCUGAACGUAUUGAACGAUUGCGAAAGAGCGCUGCCGCAGCCGCAUCGAAUUCCGCCUCCAGAAACGCUGCUGCUUUUGCUUCUCGAGCUGGUGCUGCGGCUGCAGCGCAGACUUCAUCCUCGGUUUUUGAAAAUGCCUUGGAUGCUGAACGUAUCAAGGCCGACAAAAAGACGUCUCAAUAG